Messenger RNA from Babesia sp. Xinjiang, 1971 nucleotides. RefSeq lists its product as uncharacterized. Lineage: Eukaryota; Apicomplexa; Aconoidasida; Piroplasmida; Babesiidae. The record is from RefSeq and is a predicted model, not a curated record. The transcript has a single exon. The coding region runs from base 1 to 1971 and encodes 656 amino acids.
AUGCAACGGAAUAAACCACUGGCUGAUGCAUCAGAAGAUGCAAAUGGACUCAGGUGGUUAAGGCGUGAUCUAGAUGAUCUAGCUGGGUCAAGGAGCACUAGGCUAUCUAUGCAAGCAUCACAAGAUGGUACCAGCACGUCAACUAUACGAUACAGUACACAGUGUGUACAUAGAAGUGUACAGAAACCAGUUGAUGAAACCAAUGUUAGGUUACACGGUACUAAUCUCAAUGGCAACCCAGGAUACUCACCAGGAAUCAGACAACGCACGUCAUCAGACAAGUUCCCAAGAAUACCCACACUUAAUCUAGCCUUACUAGAUAACAGAGAUAGCCUACCGCUAUCAAGCCUAGGUGAAGAUGACCAGGAUCCACCACCGCAACUGCAGCAAGUACCAAGAAAUAAUGAGGAUAUAGUUGCACAACUCAAUAGGAUACAGACGCAACUUGAACGGAAACUUAGCACUGUAAGGUUGCAGUAUCAAGCAGGACUUAGCAAUACCGUCAUCAAAGGAUCCGAUAGAAAACGCACUGCAAGGAUGAUAAGUAUGAGAACAGGUGACAGCUUCUCUAUUGAUAGCGCUUCGUCCAUAAAUAUGCCGGAUGGACUAUCAUCAGCACUUUUAAGAGCCCAUACGGACCUUGUACGUGCAGCUGGAGCACAACAGUACAAAAAAAAUGGCAUUGAUGCAGGAAUACGCACACCCAGCGCACAUCGAAAUGUACAAAUAAGAGGUAAUCUUAUACCAAGUCAUUUUGUAGCGCCAAUGUGGGAUAAUUUGGUGGAGACAUCGAGUAUGGGAGAAAAAACUACAGAUUCGAACUACACUCAUGAACAUGUUGGUAACAGAGGCCUAACGAUACAAUCGAGGCCAGAAAUAUCAAUUGCAGGGUUAACAAGGGUACCGAAGUUGAGUAGUAACUCAGUGGACACUGCUAUAACGGCUAUGACGCCAAAAAAUCGCUAUUAUGGACACAAGUAUGACGAGCAUCGGGUUGCUGGAGUAUUAAAACAUGAACUUGUGAAACCAAAUCCCACAGAUGGUGCUGUAACCAUCGAUGUGUCCCCCAAAUCAGUGAAAUCGGCAGAUGGUAAUGGGUUUAUUGACAGACAUGUAGCUAAUGCGUACCAGUUCGUCGAGGGUCUUGUAAAUGGUAACGUCAAGGUAGACACUUCAGCAUCUGGUGUUGUGCAUUGUGAAACUAAGGAUGUAGAUGCCAAUGCUGGGGACCACAAUAUUGGAGAAAAUAAGAGAUUGGGACUUCAGAGGCAUGCUUUCAACCCUCUAGGGGAAAUUGAAGCAAAAAACAAACUCCAGAACGCUAUGCAGCGAACAACAGAUAAAUAUGUGAAGGAUGACGAAUCGGAAUGUUAUAAAGUGGUAUCCGUUAGUGCAUCUGAUGUGGAAGAGGUUAGUAAGUUAUAUGGAUCAACACACGGUGAUGCCGCGGCUGAUGGUCGGUUUACCAUCGAAUCAAAUAUAGUCGAGCGGAACAUCGACGGGACGGCCCUUACCCACCUGCCAACAAUUAGUGGAAACCAAGUAAAAGCUGUGGCCGAAUACUCACUGGAAUAUCUUAAUGAGCUAUCCAAGGUUAAUUCGAAAUGCGCACUUUUGCGCCAUAGAGAGGUUGACCCUAUCACUGAUAGUGGUUCUAAUCUGCGAAAAUCCAGCGUUAAGCCGUGGUUCCGUAACCCGUUGGUUGAAAAAACUUGGAGAGAACGAGCAACGACCUCGAAAUAUGAUUCGUUCAUAUCUAACAGUGAUAAUGCAAAAUUGAAGGUAGAUAAUGUGCCAGACACAGAUCUCCGGCACCAUAUGGAACAUAUUGCGACCUAUCGUUUGGACCUGGAGGAGCAGGAAAGGCAUAAUGUGCUGGAUCCAUUUUAUGAAUAUGAACGAGCCAAACAAAAUAAGGUACUGAACAAUACAGAUUGGGCCAAGUAUGGGCGACCAAAAGGGCGUAAUUAA